Messenger RNA from Selaginella moellendorffii, 1577 nucleotides. RefSeq names its product caffeoylshikimate esterase. Gene Ontology annotation, molecular function: lipase activity. Lineage: Eukaryota; Viridiplantae; Streptophyta; Lycopodiopsida; Selaginellales; Selaginellaceae. Gene Ontology annotation, cellular component: membrane. The transcript has 7 exons. The record is from RefSeq and is a predicted model, not a curated record. The coding region runs from base 172 to 1488 and encodes 438 amino acids.
CGCCGCUCCCGCCUAGCGUCGCCGCUGUCCACAAAAUUCACGGUGGAGGAUUUAGUAUUUUGGGUUUUGGAGCACGAACCGGGCAAGAUCACGAGCGCCUUGCCUGGGAGCCUCUCCGGAUCCCGCAUUGCGGCAAUCGAAUCGGCAGAUCGGGCGAGCGGGCGCCCGGCAAUGUCAGGGAUGAAAGCCGAUCGUGUCAGCUACACGGAGGAAUUCAUCUACAAUUCCAGAGGCACGAGGCUUUUCACUUGCCGAUGGAUCCCGCUGCGCCAGGAUGUCAAGGGAUUGGUCUUUCUUUGCCACGGAUAUGGAAUGGAAUGCAGCCGAUUCAUGAAAGGAACUGGACAACGCCUGUCAAGAGCUGGAUACGCGGUGUUUGGAAUCGACUAUGAAGGCCAUGGAAGAUCUGAGGGGCGGAGAUGUUACAUUCGCAGCUUCGACUAUCUCGUGGACGAUUGCAUCGUGUUCUUUAAGAACGUCCGAGGUGAGAACCUCCAUGGAAUUGUUAUUUCAUCGUCAACACUUUUGGAUCCCAUAGAAUGGCCGGAGUAUAGAAGGAAGCCAUGCUUUCUUUACGGCGAGUCCAUGGGAGGCGCUGUGGCGCUACUCGUCCAGAAGAAGACUCCAGGCGAAUGGAACGGGGCAAUCCUGGUGGCUCCAAUGUGCAAGAUAUCAAAGAAUAUGAAGCCGCAUCCACUGCUAAUUCGCGUCCUCGUGAAGCUGGCCCGCACGAUCCCGACUUGGAAGGUCGUCCCCAUCAAAGACGUGAUCGGCCAAGCCUUUAAAGAUCCUGUGAAACGAGAGGAGAUCCGAGACAACCCUUACGUCUAUCAAGGCCGCCCACGAUUGCGGACAGCGGUGGAGAUGCUCUACACAAGUCUCAAUCUUGAAUGUCAGCUCCAUGAGGUGAAGCUCCCAUUUCUCGUGCUCCACGGAGAGAACGACGUCGUCACGGACCCGGCCAUCAGCCAGGAGCUCUACGACUCGGCCGGGAGCCUGGACAAAGCCAUCAAGAUCUACCCCGGUAUGUGGCACGGCCUCACGUCCGGAGAGCCCGACGAGAACAUCGACAUGGUCUUCGAGGACAUAGUAACGUGGCUCGACAUGAGGUGCCCCCCCGGAAGCCUGGCAGCCAGUCCCAUACGAUUCUCGGACAUCCAGACGCGACGAGCAAUGCUGGCUUGCAGCAGCCCGCUGAGGCUGGAGGACGCUCACACCAGGCAGCCGGGCAUGGUUGGAUCGCUGCGGCAUAGGCAUCUCACCGGCCAGACCAGCGAAGCGUCCAGCGUCCCCGCCAGCCCGAUGAGACUCUUCGAGUUCCGGAAGAGAGACCUGGCGUCCUCGCCGAGCGUUCCCGCCAGCCCCAUGAGAGACUCGGAGCGCAAGUGCUUGCGGUGGAUGGAUCACAAAGGUGGCGACUCUUGCGCUCGCGGUGCUGCAAGACACGACCACGCGAGUCACCGGCUUCCAGCGGUGAUGAUCAGAUAGCAAAGCUCCCAAACGCAUAAAAAUAAGAAGAAGAAGGCGGAGAAUUCAAGUGAGAGGUACUCCCUUUUCUUAUUUCUUUUUGGGACGUU